Molecule: messenger RNA, 3221 nt
Organism: Amaranthus tricolor (Joseph's coat)
Lineage: Eukaryota; Viridiplantae; Streptophyta; Magnoliopsida; Caryophyllales; Amaranthaceae
Product: vacuolar protein sorting-associated protein 41 homolog
Exons: 19
Coding region: 120-2969 (949 amino acids)
Biological process (GO): macroautophagy; protein targeting to vacuole; endosomal vesicle fusion
Cellular component (GO): late endosome; HOPS complex
Molecular function (GO): protein binding
Source: RefSeq, a predicted model, not a curated record
GGUCUAAUACAAAUUACAAUAUUUGUUCAAAUUCCUUUUUCUCUCUCUCAGGUUUCUCUUUUUUCUUCCAGUAUCAUCAAUCUCAAUCUCAAUCUCAAUCUCCAUAACUCUCAAUUGUGAUGCAAAUGUCUCCAUUUCCUUCAGAAAAUGGCGUCGAUGGUGAUGAUGAAAGGGAUGAGGAAGAAGAAGAAGAAGAAGACGAUGUAUCAGAAGAAGAAGAAGAAGAUGAGCCGAAAUUAAAGUACCAAAGAAUGGGAGGAAGUUUAUCUUCAUUGUUAUCUACUGAUGCCGCUACUUGUAUUGCUGUUUCUGAACGUAUGAUCGCGCUUGGUACUCUCUCUGGUUCUCUUCACCUUCUCGAUUUUCUCGGCAAUCAGGUGAAAGAAAUCCGUGCUCACAAGGCUGCAGUAAAUGACCUCAGCUUUGACAUAGAUGGCGAAUUUUUAGGAAGUUGCUCAGAUGAUGGAUCAGUUGUUAUAAGCAGUCUCUUCACUGAUGAAAAACGCAAAUUUGAGUAUCAUAGACCAAUGAAGGCAAUAGCUCUUGAUCCUGAUUAUGCAAGAAAGUCGUUAAGAAGAUUCGUGGCUGGUGGAUUAGCUGGUCAAUUAGUAUUUUACACCAAGAAGUGGUUUGGAUAUCAAGAGCAGGUACUGCACUCCGGUGAGGGUCCAAUACAUGCAGUGGCAUGGAGGACGAGUCUCAUUUCUUGGGCUAAUGAUCUUGGUGUGAAGGUUUAUGAUGCUGCGAGUGACCAGCGUGUGACUUUUAUUGAGAGACCACGAGGAAGUCCACACCCUGAGCUCUUGCUUCCACACUUGGUGUGGCAGGAUGAUACACUUCUGAUUAUUGGCUGGGGCACAUCUGUAAAAAUUGCUUCACUAAAAGGCUUUCAGCAUGGAGGAGUCAAUGGAUCAUAUAAGCCUGUUCCGAUGUCAAACAUGAGGCAGGUGGAUAUUGUUGCCUCGUUCCAGACAAACUAUUACAUUUCAGGUGUUGCUCCAUUUGGUGACUGUUUGGCUAUUCUUGCCUAUAUCCCUGGAGACGAAGAUGGAGAAAAGGAUUUUAGUAGUACAACUCCAUUGCGGCAGGCUAAUGCACAAAGACCAGAAGUACGCAUUGUUACAUGGACUAAUGAUGAGCUAGCAACUGAUGCUUUACCUGUCAAUGGUUUUGAACAUUACAAAGCAAAAGAUUAUUCUCUUUCCCACACUCCCCUCUCAGGAAGUAACUAUAACAAUGGUCGAUGGGCAGUAGGUGAUGAACCUCUAUAUUAUGUGGUAUCCCCAAAAGACAUUGUAAUUGCUAAACCAAGGGAUGCUGAAGAUCACAUCAAUUGGCUUCUUGAACAUGGAUGGUAUGACAAAGCUCUAGCUGAAGUUGAAGCAACACAGGGACGGAAAGAACUUUUUGAAGAGGUGGGAUCAAGGUAUCUUGAACAUUUACUUGCUGAGAAAAGAUUUGAUGAAGCUGCGGCUUUGUGUCCCAAACUGCUCCGGGGGUCUGCUUCUGCAUGGGAAAGAUGGAUUAUCCAUUUUGCUCAGCUUCGUCAACUGCCAGUUUUAUCCCGUUACUUGCCAACAGAGAACCCUAAACUCAGUGAUGCUUUAUACGAGCUUGCACUUGUGGCUCUUGCAACAAAUCCUGUAUACCACAAGGAUUUCUUAUCAGCGGUGAAGUCUUGGCCACGGUCAGUUUAUUCUCCCAUGACAGUCUUGUCAGAGAUAGAGCCCCAGCUCAGAGCUUCUUUGAUGACUGACGAUCUGAAAGACGCACUGGCAGAGUUAUAUGUGAGAACUGGGCAAAAUGAGAAAGCAUUUUCAUUCUUUGCUGAUCUUUUGAAACCUGAUGUUUUUGACUUCAUUGAGAGGCAUAAUCUGCAUGCUGCUGUUCGUGAAAAGGUUGUCCAGCUGAUGAUGCUUGAUACCAAACGUGCCACCUCCUUGCUGACACAGCAAAGGGAUUUGAUUACCCCAUAUGAUGUAGUGUCGCAGCUUUCAAAGGCUGGUGAUAAAUGUGAUUUCAGAUACUUUUUGUAUCUGUAUUUGCAUACUUUGUUCGAGGCCAGCCCCCAUGCAGGAAGGGAUUUUCAUGACAUGCAGGUGGAGCUAUGUGCAGAUUAUGAUUUAAAGAUGCUACUUCCUUUUCUUCGUAGCAGUCAACAUUAUACUCUGGAGAAGGCAUAUGAAAUUUGUGUGAGAAAAGGCCUAGUGAAAGAGCAAGCAUUCAUUCUUGGAAGAAUGGGAAAUGCAAAACAAGCCCUUGGUGUUAUCAUUAAUGAAUUAGGUGAUAUAAAAGAGGCUUUAGAAUUUGCAAGUAUGCAGAAUGAUGAUGAAAUAUGGGAAGAAUUGAUCAAGCAAUCUACCCAAAGGCCUGAAAUGGUUGGGAUGUUGCUGGAGCACACUGUUGGCAACCUUGAUCCUCUUCAUAUUGUAAAUGUUGUUCCUGAUGGACUGGAGAUACCUCGGCUUAGGGAUCGUUUGGUCAAAAUCAUUACCGACUAUAGGACAGAAACUUCACUUAGACAUGGUUGUAAUGAUAUCUUAAAGGCCGAUAUAGUCAAUCUUUUGGUUAAAUAUUACAAGGAAGCAAGACAUGCGAUUUAUUUAAGCAACGAAGAAGAUGAAGCAAGAACAAAGAGAGAUGAUAAGAGGAUGGCAGAUUCCCUAACAAAAGCACCAAGUCUGAGAAACAUGGACUUGAAGUCCAAGACUCGGGCUGGAGGCAGAUGUUGCAUGUGUUUUGAUCCUUUUUCUAUCCAAAGUGUAUCGGUUGUCAUUUUCUUUUGUUGCCAUGCUUACCACAUGACUUGUUACAAAGAUUCACUCAACACGUUUAAUGAUGAGAAAGAAGCUCGGAAUGGUUCUCUUGAUUUCGGGUAUGAUGAUUAUGAUGAUGAUGAAGAGAACGAUGAAAGUCAAUCGGAUUCCUUGCGAAUGAGGUGUAUUUUGUGUACUAAUGCAGCAAGAUGACUCCGAUGUUGGACGAGGUGUUUUUGUUGUAUCUUUUAUAAUCUUUUUCUUGUUUUUAUGUCUUCUCAUUGGUUGAUAGAUUCAUUUUUCGAGCGAGAAAGAGAGAAUUGUUCACUUGCUUGUUGUGCCGCUCUUGUGAAGGCAAGGUUUUUGGUCAUCCAGCUUGAAUGUAUAUUGUCAAAUAUUAUUAAUGGCAUCAAUUAUUGUAGUGAUCUUGUUUGAUCAUCUUCAAAUUUGUGAAGGUGAAAUAAA